AUAGAAAUUUUCAAAAAUAAACCACCACAAAAAGAAGAGAACGACACAUGCGCAAUUUGUUUGGAUGAUAUUGUUGAAAAAGAUUCUAUUUGGGUUUGUAAUUUAUGUCAUGGUAUUUUACAUCAUGGAUGUGUCUUGGAAUGGUCCGCUAAAACUCCAUCAGUGUAUCAAUGGAAUUGUCCAAUGUGUAGAGACGAACAUGAUCAUAUUAAACCAAACGAUCCUAAAAAAUACUAUCAAAAAAACAAUCCAAAUCGUUACAGCACAAGUAUUAUUAACUCAUCAUCAUCACCAACAUCCUCUUCUAAUACCAAAAGUUCAAAAUUUUCUAAAUUUAGAAAUUCAUUAAUGUUUAAAAAAUAA
Messenger RNA from Dictyostelium purpureum, 363 nucleotides. RefSeq lists its product as uncharacterized. Gene Ontology annotation, molecular function: ubiquitin protein ligase activity. The annotation marks the transcript as partial. Gene Ontology annotation, biological process: protein ubiquitination. The record is from RefSeq and is a predicted model, not a curated record. Lineage: Eukaryota; Evosea; Eumycetozoa; Dictyosteliales; Dictyosteliaceae. The transcript has a single exon.